This is a messenger RNA of Schizosaccharomyces octosporus yFS286, 3219 nucleotides long. RefSeq names its product cell end marker Tea3. Bases 1 to 3219 code for a protein of 1072 amino acids. The record is from RefSeq and is a predicted model, not a curated record. The transcript has a single exon. Gene Ontology annotation, molecular function: protein binding. Lineage: Eukaryota; Fungi; Ascomycota; Schizosaccharomycetes; Schizosaccharomycetales; Schizosaccharomycetaceae.
AUGAGCUUGGAUAAUAAUAUAGACGCGAAUUUAUCCACUCAUUCUUCGUACAACCAGUAUUGGAGUGUUCCUAAGGUCUUCGAGGGAGAACCUGGAAACGAUAGACUUCCCAGUUUUUUAAAUGGAGAUUAUGAUUUUUCUAGUUCACGGGAAAUAAUUAACGGAAGAUAUUUGUACUUUCAGUGCAGACAAGAAGGAGUGCCGACAAAAAUAUUUAUAUUAUUGGAUCUUGAAACUUGCAAAGCAAGAUUGUUAGAACUCGACGUAGAUUUCGAAAGGUUACAUCUCAGUCAAACACUUUCCUGUUACAAAAACAAUCUUGUUUUAUCGGCUAAACGAAAUGCAAACCAUGUUGAAAAGGAUCAGCAGAAUGAUUGUCUUAUAUUUAUCACCGGGGAAACUUUUGAAAUCUGUGACAUUAUGAACGUUUGUGACUCAUCCAUCACUUCAAGACACGGUUACUCUUUGGAUACACAAGGUACUGAUAUUAUUUUAUUCGGUGGAAUAGUCAACGCAGAAUAUUCAAAUGACUUACUUAUUAUGAAUCUCAAAGGGCUCUCUGUUUCUCCAGAUGAUUCUUCUAAAGAUUCAAAUAAUGCACGUAGAUGGUCUGAAUUGCCUCUUCAAUCAUCUUCUCCUCCUGGUCGUUGCAACCACGCUACAGUGGUGUUAGGGAAUAAACUAAUCAUUCACGGAGGAAGAAAUAAGAUGGGACUUUUAGGGGAUUUAUGGCUUUUGGAUUUAGAUACCAUGAUUUGGACGGAAAUCCGACCAGUAGGCAGUUUUCCAUGCCCAAGAGAAAGCCAUAAAUUUGUUUCCCUAGGAAACAAAGUAUAUAUGUAUGGUGGGUUUGAUAAAAAUCAAGUUCUAAGUAAUGAACUAUGGUGUUUUGAUUUAGAUAAGCAAAGCUGGUUCCGAACUAAAGGCCCUUCCAUUCCCGAAAGUAGUGCGAACUUCCUUACCAUAAAUAGUUGUAAUGACCGUCUCUUCUUGACUCUCUCUCUCAAGAGGCGUGAUUCAUUUCGAUUUUACGGUUAUGAGUGCGAUCCAAACCGCCUUCACUGGAAUAAUAUGGACGCUUAUGGGCUACCUGUUUUUAGUCACGUUAGAAUGAACUCCUCCAAUAUAGCUAACAAUACGGUUCCGCUUGGCAAAAUCAAAACAAAUCAUACAAAGAAUCGCUCGAACGCGUCAUUCAGCUUUUAUGAUUAUUUCGAGCCAUCCCAUAAAUCAGUAAAGUCACUCGGACAUAGACAUUACGGGAGCUUAGAUGAACAAGGAAUAAAAUCUUUGAAAGGAAUGAAAAGAAACUCUUUACAUAACCGUCGAAAUUCCGAUAAUCUCUCCCUUCGUGAAUUUGGUCAGAGCAGUCCAUUUGCUUAUGAUGUUGAUAAAACAAUUACUUCGCUUCCUAUCGCUUACGAUGAUGAAGAUAAUAGAGAUAAUCAAUCAUUUGUAAGCGUUACUGACCGUCUUUCUGAUCGUUCGACAAAUCUACAGACCUUUCAUUUCCGUACUACAGACGAUCGUAUCGCGUGGUUAGAAGAGCAGCUACUUUUUUGUAUGACCCAAGGUUAUGCACUUAAACCCCCAGGACAUUUAAAUGAAAUAUAUACAAAAGGAAUUCAUAUUCAUUCCCAGCCUUUAAAAAUGCUUGAAUCUUUACAUGCUAUGGAAGAGGAACUAAGCAAGACAAAAUUUGAGUUCAACCGAAGCGUUAGCAAUAUGAUAUCUGAAAACGCUCAGUUGUUAGCGGAAAAGGAUGCUUCCCAAAACUCUGUUGAGUUUCAUAUAAAGCUUCUCCAAGAAAGUAAUAUAGACAGUCUCACUCGAAUGCUGAGUGAACGAGUGCACACACUAGAGAUAGAUGUGCAGCAUUCUUUAGCCGAAGCAACAUCUUACUACCAAAGAUGCAAUGAACUAGAACGGAAAGUUGAGGAAUUACAAUGUAUGAAUAGUAUAAUAAAGUCUCAACAAGUCGAGCUCAACAGAAAUUACGAAAAACUUCAUUCCGUUUUUGAGGAGGACGGUAAUAGAGUUGGAUUACUACAGACAGAAAACAAUUUACUCAAACUUGAUGUUAGUAGACUCUCUCGGGACGCAUUAGAUUUCCAAACAAAAUGCCGAACUUUGGAGUACGACAAUUACGAAUUAGAAACAAAAUUGAUUGAGUUAUGCGACCGAAUGGAAAUGCAAACUAACGUAGUUGAAGCAUCCGCUAGUGCUUUAGAUGUCUCGAAUACUGCCAUUCUAUCUUUUGAAGAUUCUCUUCGUAGAGAAAAGGAAGAGAAUAAACUUUUGCAUGAAAAUUGCUUAAGCUUGACAUAUCAUAAUUCUCAUUUGAAUGCUGAAUUGGAACGACUUCAACUUGAAAAUAAGGAGAAUCAAAAAGUAACUAAUCAAGUUCGUUCGGAUGCAACAUAUUUGAAAUCAAUUAUACAUAAUGGGUUAUCAAAGUUGCUCUCCUCGGAUGCUGAAGCAAAGGAAAAACUUCAGGAUUCCCCAACGACUAAACAAAAAAUUACUCACCUUGAAUCCCAACUAGUUGACAUGCAGCAGUCGUUUGAGAAGCAACGUAUAAACUUUGAGAAAACAAUGCAAGAACUGAUCCUUUCACAAAGACAAUAUGUUGAAUUGAAGCAUGCCUACUCAUCAGCUCUCGCCGAAAAAGGUCAACUGCUUAAUCAAAUGGGUAGUUUCACAGAUGCACGUAAAGCUGAUGUUUUGGAAUCUCAAAGAGCCAUUUCUGGAUCAAAAUUAAGCCAAAUUUCUCCGAGAAUUAAUUCUUUUGAUCGAGUUUCGCUCCAGAGCCAUUUGAGUUCUGGUAUAAAUCGUGAAGAGAAAGCCAUUUCGAGUCCAGUUAAUGAUGAGGUCAAUAACGAAGAUUCUAUAUUCAGUAAGUACCAGAGAAACUUUAAUAAUCUAAUUUCCUCGGAACCAUUAACCACGUCUCCUCAACAACAUAUGCUUCAUCGUCUGAAAAUGGGACUAGAAAAUCAAAAAAAGCAGCUUAUUGACACUCCAAAUACGCUUUCAAAAGGAUUUGAUCAGACCGUUGUCAAUAGUAACCAAGGGAGAAAUGAUAAACCACUACAGUCCGUGUCCGAUGAUUAUUAUGCAAAUAAAAUAAAACAAUUAGAGGACGACUAUCAGCAGGCGAUAACAUUCGCAAAUUGCUCUGAUGAAUCGUUUCAACAGUUGAAUUAUAAGUUUAUAUAG